Messenger RNA from Tribolium madens (black flour beetle), 1570 nucleotides. RefSeq names its product beta-1,4-mannosyl-glycoprotein 4-beta-N-acetylglucosaminyltransferase. The transcript has a single exon. Gene Ontology annotation, cellular component: membrane. Gene Ontology annotation, biological process: N-acetylglucosamine metabolic process; protein N-linked glycosylation. The record is from RefSeq and is a predicted model, not a curated record. NCBI's taxonomy places the organism in Eukaryota, Metazoa, Arthropoda, Insecta, Coleoptera, Tenebrionidae. Gene Ontology annotation, molecular function: beta-1,4-mannosylglycoprotein 4-beta-N-acetylglucosaminyltransferase activity. The coding region runs from base 200 to 1420 and encodes 406 amino acids.
CUGAAUUUUUGACAUUGACGUAUUGUCAAAAUUCAAAUUGGGCGGUGGUCCAAUUUAUUGAAAUAAUUCCAAAAUAAAACAAAUCAGUGGUCAAUGACACAAUUAUGAGAGUUCAAAUAAUUUCGCCACGAGUCGUCGGUGCCACAAAUAGUUUAAAUAACAGAUUUUAUAAAGUGAGGUUAUGUAGGUAAAAUUUUAAAUGAAUAAAAUUUACAGAAAUUACAAGAGAUUAUCCGUAUGGAUACUACUCUUUACGCAAAUACUGUUAAUAAUGUCGUACUUUUACUUAAAAGUUGACAGGGAUAUUAUUAAAAGUGAAAAAAUCUCGUUUAUAAACUCCCACAAUGAAGAACAACCAAAACGAACAUAUCACACAUCAGAUAGUAGGAUAUUUUUGAAGAGUAUUAACACCCAUACGAAGUUUAGCGAUUUUAAUUCAAGUUUGUGUUACAUAAAUGGCACGGAUUUAGUGUCAAUGAAGCGUUCAAAGGUUUUCAACUGGCAGUGUAACUGUCUUCCUGGAUGGCAUGGAAAGGACUGUGGACAACCAGAAGUCAUAUGGAGGGCCUUUCUAACCCAUAGGAAACCCAUCAAGAUAACAGGCCCCAGGAGUUUUGAACGGAGAAUCAUUUACGUGUUUGCAGUAGAUGAAUUUAGUGAUAUUAUGGCCGAAAUAAGAAUCAACGAACUAGGUAAUAUUGUCGACUUGUUUGUUUUGUACGAAGAUGAAGGAUCUGAUUUUUUGGAGCGUAAAUUGAACAAUAACUUCGUCAAAAACUACCACGAAAAAAUCCUGUACCUUAAGACGAAAAACAUAAAUAACGCACUACGUUUAAUUAGGAAUUUACGAGACGACGACGUGAUUUUAGUUAGCGAAAGAAAUGAAGUACCUAAUAAAUUCGCAAUAAUUUUUUUGAAAUAUUACGAAAAGUGGCCGGAACCGAUCCGUUUUCGUUUGCGAUGGUCCGUAUUUGGAUUUUUUUGGGUCCACCCGAGCAAAACUAUGAUAACAGGAGGUGCUUGCUCUGUGUCAUUUCUCAGAGGAAAUUUUAAUAAUAACAUUAGCUCACUUCAUGGGACGUCCACUCCUUUAAAUAAGGGAAUUAUAUUAGGAGACCUCAACCAUUACGGUGGUUGGUAUUGCGAAUUCUGCAAUGACGUAGCACAAAUAAUCGAAUUUUUAUCAAGCAAACCCCAACCUGGAAUUAAUUUAGAGAAAAUCGCACAGAGGAAAAUCGACAAUGCCUUUCUAGAAGAUCUUGUAGAAAAUGGGCUUUAUAUAGAUGGGAAGACUGAACUUCUGAGAACGCACCGCUACCGCGACAACUAUUUCGCACCCUAUUACGUAUCGGAAAAUAGCUGGAAUUAUGAUUUUCUGCUCACAAAUAUGUAUUCUAAAAUAGACUAUUAUGAAGGAUGAAGACUGAAGAAACAACGGAAUUCAAGAGAAAAUCGUCCUGCAAUGAUUUGCGGUCCUCCUAAUAUUAAGCUGUGAUAACUUGUAAAUAAUCGCCCUUGCUAUAUCAGCUAGUAAUAACUUUUUAUCAUGUAAUAAACAAAUGAAAUUUUA